CAUUCUUUCAAGAAAACUCUUUUAUUGUUUCUUGUUUUGAACUUUAAAUUUAUAAAGAAAAAUUUAAGAAAGAAAAAAAAACAAUUAUUAAGACCUUCAGUAUACACAACUCUAUACCUCCAAAUUUGCAUACAUUCAUAUAAAUUCUUGAACAACUUAUCACGUCCACAAGUUCUCAUUAGUUAACUUAGAAAAAUAAAAAAUAAUAUUAAGAAGAAUUUUAUUUUACAUCUUAAAUACUUAAAUAUACAUUCAUUAAUUAAAUAAAAUAAAUAAAUAUGUCAAGUAAUAAAAAAUUAGAUGAUUGUGCACACAAACGUUUAAUAAUACAAUUACAAAGAUAUCGAAAUUCUCAAAAAAAAAAAGAUAUCGAACAAACAAGCAGUUCUAGUGAUAAUGAUAAUGAUGGCUUGAAUAAUAACGAUCAUAAAAAUAAUAAUUUUUCGUCAACUAAAAAUCAAACAAUGACUAAAAAAAAUGAUUUAUCUCUUUGCGAUCAAGUGACCACAGAGGAUAUUAAAAAUUUAGUGUUGGCAUCUUAUCGUAGUUUGAGUAGGCAGGUUUCGAGUUUAAGUGAUCAACUUGAUGAUGUAUCCUCAAGAUUAAGUAUUUUAGAAUCAUCAGUGAAUAUAAAUAAUAAAGAAAUUGGAAAAGUUAAUGAAGAAAUUGUUGAGACAAAAAACAAGAAUGAAGAUAACGAUAAAGAUAAAGAUGAAAAUGACGAUAACUUAAUUAUUUUAGAAUCUGGAGAUGAGGAAUCUGAAAUUGAUACAUCAGUUCGAUUAAAAUUUCCUCUGAAAACAGAAAGAGAUUUUUAUAUAUUUAAUUCUAAAAUAUCUGGCGCUGGUUAUCGUAGAAAACUGAUUCAACGUUUAUCAUCUUUAGUUAAUAAAAAAAUAAGAAUGCCGUUGAACGUAGGAAAAAUAUUCCGUUAUUACCUGUCAAAAGAUCUUGCUUUGUGUUAUAAUACAAAAAUUUUAACACCAAAAAAAAAAGUUUUUAUAGAUACACUUUUUUAUAGUUGUAUUGCAGAGGUAUUAAAAAAUAAAUAUGGAAAAUCUAAACCACUUCUUGAUAGUCAAAUUCACGAUUCUAUAUCAGUUGUGUUAAAAAAUGUUUACAAGUGGGACAGACGUACUCUUCGUCGAUGAAAAAAAAUACUAAAAUGAUACCAAUAAGUAAAAGGCUGUUAGUUUAAAUAACAAGUAACUUUUUCAAUUUUUUUUUUUUUAUUAUAAAAUUCUUAGUAGAAUUUUUCAGUCUAUACAUUAAAUGCAAUCAUUGAUUAAAACUAGAAUUAAAUUUAAAGAUAUUUGUAUGUCUUUUGGAGAUAUUUUUUUUGAUAUUAUUGUACUCUGAUAAAUAAUGAAUUAACAUAUAAACAACUUACAUAUAUGUACAAAGAUAUAAUUUUUAUAAAAAAAUAAGUGAGAAAAAAAAAAUAAAUUAAUUGGUUGAUUGAAUGAUGAUGUGUUACAAUACAAUUUAAGAUUCGUCCCUAUCAAAUAAGCCGCAAAUGUGUUCCCAAGCUUGUCCAAUAGAUUAAAUGAUAAAUGAUCGGUAUAAAUUCUUUAGAAUAUAAAAUAAAAAUGAGAUAGAGAAGCUGCAGACGAGAGAUGCGGCAAUAAGAGAUAUGAUGCGAAGGUGUUUUAUUUAUAUAAAAAAUGGUAUAAGAUAUUAUGUAGUGACUGGGUGUAGUGCUAGAAUUUUAUUCACCUUUGAUACGUUAUAUUAUAACAUCUAUUCAAUAUAAUAAAAUAUAAAUAUAUAUGUAUAUACAUAUAUAUGGAUACGGCUUGACUGU
This is a messenger RNA of Microplitis mediator, 1804 nucleotides long. RefSeq names its product guanylate cyclase alpha-like. The transcript is spliced from 5 exons. Bases 279 to 1151 code for a protein of 290 amino acids. Lineage: Eukaryota; Metazoa; Arthropoda; Insecta; Hymenoptera; Braconidae. The record is from RefSeq and is a predicted model, not a curated record.